AUGACCCUCCCCACCAACUUGUUCUCUUUGCUCCUCCUAGUGCUUAUUCUCUAUUUCUCCUCAUUCCUUGCAACAGCUUCUGAAUCUAAAGCUGAUGAAGAAUAUACCUACGCUGAAGGAACUGACAACGGGCCAGAGAAUUGGUGGCGUCUGAACCCAAAAUGGAAAGCAUGUGGGGAUGGAAAACUUCAAUCUCCCAUUGAAAUCAUAGACAAAAGCGUGGUAGAGCUUCCUCAAUUGGGUGAACUUAAAUUAGAUCACAAACCAGCUCCUUCAAUCCUAAAGAAUAGGGGUCAUGACAUCAUGCUGCAAUGGAAUGGAGAUGCAGGCCAACUUGAGAUAAAUGGAACUUACUAUAAACUGAUACAAUGUCAUUGGCAUACACCUUCAGAGCACAAGUUGAAUGGAAUUAAGUUUGACUUGGAACUACAUGUAGUUCAUCAAAACUCUAAAGGAGAGACUGCUGUUAUUGGAAUAUGGUACAAAAUUGGCGGUCCAGAUCCCUUUCUUUCAAAGCUACUCGACGACAUAAAAUCAAUUGGCGACAAAGACGUAGAUUUAGGAGUAAUCAACCCAAAAGAUAUCAACUUUAUGAGCAAAAAGUAUUACAGAUAUGUUGGUUCUCUGACAACUCCACCAUGCACCGAAGGUGUUAUUUGGACAAUAACGAAGAAGGUAAGGACUGUCUCGAGAAUGCAGUUGAAUAUCUUGAAAGGAGUUGUUGAGAAUGGAUUUGAGGAAAACGCAAGACCAACACAGGAACUUAAUGGAAGACGAGUUUCGUUAUAUACUCCGGAGGAGAAUCAAAAGCAUACUUAA
Messenger RNA from Abrus precatorius (Indian licorice), 819 nucleotides. Its product is annotated as alpha carbonic anhydrase 4-like. The transcript is spliced from 7 exons. Gene Ontology annotation, molecular function: carbonate dehydratase activity; zinc ion binding. NCBI's taxonomy places the organism in Eukaryota, Viridiplantae, Streptophyta, Magnoliopsida, Fabales, Fabaceae. Bases 1 to 819 code for a protein of 272 amino acids. The record is from RefSeq and is a predicted model, not a curated record.